UGUGACUAACAGUUGAGGGCGGGGCUAAAGACUAGGGUGGUCUAAAUGAUAGAUAAAUGGACCCUAAAAACCAGGGCCAUGGAUACACAAAAUGUGAGUAAGGCCCUUGUAGGAGGGACUUGCCUGACAGAGAACGAACCGUAUCUGAAGUUAGAGAAGAGAGCCAUAAAGAUUCAGUCAUGGUGGCGUGGCAACAUGGUGCGCCGGACAUUACUGCACGCAGCACUCAGAGCCUGGGUCAUCCAGUGCUGGUGGAGGUCAAUGCAGACCAAGAUGUUGGAGCAAAGACGGCGCCUGGCACUAAGACUCUAUACCUGCCAGGAGUGGGCGGUGGUGAAGGUGCAGGCACAGGUUCGAAUGUGGCAGGCCCGCAGGCGGUUCCUCCAGGCACGCCAAGCAGCCUGCAUCAUCCAGUCUCACUGGCGCUGGCAUGCGAGCCAACAACGAGGCCUGAUCCGGGGCCGCUAUGAGGUCAGAGCCAGCCGGCUGGAGCUUGACAUCGAAAUCCUCAUGACCUAGGGCUCUGGCAGAGCCAAAGAGGCUGGAUCUCUCUUCCAAUAAAGACCCUACUGACCACACA
Molecule: messenger RNA, 580 nt
Organism: Callithrix jacchus (white-tufted-ear marmoset)
Lineage: Eukaryota; Metazoa; Chordata; Mammalia; Primates; Cebidae
Gene: IQCF6
Product: IQ motif containing F6
Molecular function (GO): calmodulin binding
Source: RefSeq, a predicted model, not a curated record